AUGGCUACCACCCAGAAGAAGCCCGUUUGGGAGCCACAUGCCGUUGAGGAGACGAACGUCAGUCAAUUCAUUGAUUUCAUUAACAAGAAGCAUGACUUAAAACUGCGGACGUACGAGGAUCUUCAUCGAUGGUCAACGGCACCAGAGUCUCUGCAGGACUUUUGGCAAGAUGCGUACAGCUGGCUUCGCCUUGCCCCUCCUGGAGCCCCGAAACCCGGCCCGAUGCUUGCAAAUAGGAGUACGGUUUUGGUAGACAUGUUCCCGCCUCCGACAUUCUUUCCCACUGAAUCUCUGAACAUUACAGAGAUAAUCCUGAGAGAUCGUCAGGACGAUAAGGUUGCUAUUCACUUUGCCCGUGAGGGCACUUCGGACAUUGAGAGCGUCACAUGGAAAUCAUUCCGGGAACGUAUCCGUCGAUUACGGAGCGCCAUGGUUCAGUCUGGAAUCGUGGCUGGCGACGUCAUUGCAAGCGUGAUAUCAAACUCGGUCGAUGCCAUGGCGAUAUGUCUGGCGGCUCUUUCGAUUGGCGCAGUCUGGACGUCCUCUUCAUGCGACCUGGGUUCGGCUGGCAUCGUUGAUCGCUACAAGCAAAUAAGCCCAAAGCUGAUAUUUGCCGACAAUGGUUAUAUCUAUGCCGGGAAGACGAUAAAUCUUCAGGACCGCAUUGCUGACUGGUCGCACAAGCUGGGCUACGAUACGAGUAAGCUGACCAACGUAGUUGUUAUCCAUUACUGCGAAUUCGAGACGGAUCUCGCCAAGGUCUACCUCGGGUGCACCCUUCAGGCAUUCUUGGAACGCGGCUCGGACGACGUGUUAAGCUUCAACAUGGUUCCGUUCUCACAUCCAGCAUUUAUCCUUUAUUCUUCAGGGACGGCAUGUUUCCCCCUCAUCUGGUCUGACCAAUGGCUGAAUAUCUAUUUGGCUUAUUGGCAAAUGCUCACCGGAACUUCCUGGGUCAUGUGGAUUUUGAAUCUUCUCAAUCUUUCAUGCGCAGAUUCCAUGUUACUCUACGACGGAUCCCCUUUCCAUCCUCGUCCCUCGAUACUUCUCGAACUAGCACAAGAUAUUGGAGUAGCAGUAUUUGGUACCUCUCCCCGGUAUCUCGCGGAACUGAAGAGUCGAGCCAUCGUACCACGUGAAACUUUUGAUUUAAGUAAACUACGUGUCGUUACGUCCACCGGCUCCGUCCUCCCCGCCGAUCUCUACGACUGGUUUUACAAAAUAGGUUUCCCCACACGGACUCAUCUGAUAUCCAUGAGUGGUGGUACUGAUAUUGCGGGAUGCUUUGUUGGCGGCACCCCCCUCCUUCCUGUCUACGCUGGUGAGAUCCAAUGCAAGGUCCUUGGUAUGGCUGUGGACGUCUUCGAUGCCACGCGGACCGAGCCUCUGUCCGUGGAGGGUUUGGAUGAACCGGGUGAGCUAGUCUGCACUAAACCCUUUCCCAGUCAGCCUCUUGCAUUUGUUGGUGAGAAGGGCCAAGAGAGGUACGAGGCUUCCUAUUUUGAGAGGUUUGGACGAGCCAUUUGGUGCCAGGGUGAUUUCAUAAAACGCAUUCCGGAUACCAGGGGGUUGGUUAUACUCGGACGCUCUGACGGCGUUCUCAACCCUUCUGGAGUUCGGUUCGGAUCCGCCGAGAUCUAUGCUGUAACCGACACCUUCCCCGGCUUGGCGGAUAGCAUCUGCGUGGGACAGAAGCGCGACAUCGAUGCUGAUGAGCGUGUAUUGCUGUUUGUCAAGAUGCGACCAGAUUCGGCAUUUAACCCACAGCUUGUUCGGGGUAUUCGAACUGCCAUCCGAGAACGAUACUCCCCGCGCCACGUGCCGAAAUUCAUCUUCGAAGUCGCCGACAUCCCUUACACUGUCAACGGCAAGAAGUGCGAGAUCAACGUUAAGCACAUAGUCAAUGGCCGAAAAGCUGCUGUAAGCGGUACAGUGGCUAACCCAAGCGCACUGAAGUUGUAUGAAAGAUAUCAAGACCUUCCAGCUGAGGGACCCACAUCGUGUUCAAGGGACGCGAAGCUGUAA
Molecule: messenger RNA, 2025 nt
Organism: Clonostachys solani
Lineage: Eukaryota; Fungi; Ascomycota; Sordariomycetes; Hypocreales; Bionectriaceae
Source: the annotation of a GenBank genome assembly